GCGACGCAGGAGCAGGCCGUCCGGCACUGCGGCCAGCUUCGCCUCGACGCGCACGCACAAUGGGAGCACCAAAGUACACUUCCCGACGGCGCUCGCAUGCAGGCCGAGUUCCUUGCCCUCCUCGCACCUUGGGUGCUUCGAGCACCCCCGCCUGAACAAGCUGUUGGCGUUCCCUCCCGUUCCCUCGGUCACGCCCAUCGUCCUCCUGCUCAUGGCCACUCGCAUUCUGCGUCGGACGAUGGACGAGCAUCGAGCGCGUAUUUCCCUCGAGCGAGAUCGCAGCGUUGGUAGAACAGCGAGGGCGAACGAGCGUUUUUUGCAACCCAUUUAUCCAGUUCGACUCG
Rhodotorula graminis WP1 is the source of this 344-nucleotide messenger RNA. RefSeq lists its product as uncharacterized. Bases 97 to 291 code for a protein of 64 amino acids. Lineage: Eukaryota; Fungi; Basidiomycota; Microbotryomycetes; Sporidiobolales; Sporidiobolaceae. The transcript has 3 exons. The record is from RefSeq and is a predicted model, not a curated record.